Molecule: messenger RNA, 2043 nt
Organism: Talaromyces stipitatus ATCC 10500
Lineage: Eukaryota; Fungi; Ascomycota; Eurotiomycetes; Eurotiales; Trichocomaceae
Product: ankyrin repeat-containing protein, putative
Exons: 2
Coding region: 1-2043 (680 amino acids)
Biological process (GO): regulation of cardiac muscle contraction; protein localization to T-tubule
Cellular component (GO): T-tubule
Molecular function (GO): protein binding
Source: RefSeq, a predicted model, not a curated record
AUGUGGCGUAUUUUCAUGGCAACCAUAUCCGAUGGCACAUUUAGGAAUACAAUCUGUGUAUUUGAUGCUCUUGAUGAGUGCCGUGACCGAGACAAGAAGCUGCUGAUUGAGAAACUUCGUGGAUUUCAUGUCCGACGUCUGGCUACCCAGAGAAAUUGGUUGAAGUUCCUUGUUACAAGCCGACCGUAUGACGAUAUCCAAGAUCUUUUUCGACCAGUGAUUGAUCUUUUUCCACAAAUCCAUCUUCGUGGUGAAGAGGAAAAUGACCAAAUCCGCAGAGAAAUCAAUCUUGUGGUAAAGGUCAAAAGGCGGCUGGAAAAAGAGCUGACUGAGAUGAAGCAUCACACUUAUCUUUGGUUGUAUCUGGCAAUUGACGACAUUAAAAGAACGCUUAAAGAUAGCUUUCGACCACGCCUAGAAAAAAUCCCACCGCUCCCGAAAAGCGUUCCCGAAGCAUACGAAAGAAUAUUAUGUCGAGUUACUGCUGACCAAAAACCCAAAGUAGAGAUGAUUCUGCGAAUUAUUGUUGGCGCGCGGCGUCCACUUACCAUUCAGGAAAUGGCCAUGGCCUUGGGAGUCGCGACAUUUCCAAAUGCAGAAACAGCAGCAGAGGCAGGCCUUUGUCCUGAUGGAUUAGACAAAAAGAUACGACAACUCUGUGGGCUAUUCAUUUUCAUAAGGGAUUCCAAAGUCUAUCUCAUUCAUCAGACUGCAAGAGAAUUCCUGAUUAGCCAACACGUUAGAUCUGCCAGCUUCCAUUGGUAUCUUGAGCCACACACAACAGAGGUACAGAUGACCAACAUAUGCGUUAGAUACCUUCUCAUGAAUGAUCUUGUCAGUAACCGCGAGAAACUUGUGCGGAGUUUGCUAGAGUACUCCGCAGAAAACUGGGCUGACCAUUCCCGAAAUGUUUUAUCACUAGAAAAGGAACUAGUGCAGCAGGUCUGGAAGCUAUACAACGUUGCCAUAGAUCAAUUUCAUUUGUGGUUUCCUAUAUUUUGGAAGGAGGCAAUGAGAUAUAGUAAGGACCCGGGAAUGAAUGCAAUGCACUUGGCUGCGUUCAACGGCCAUCAGGAAAUACUGAGUCUGAUUACUGUAAAUGAGCAAGGGGCAAUUAAUCGGGUUGAUAGGUCAGGAACAAAUGCAUUACAAUGGGCUUGUUUGAGGGGGCAUUUUGAUAUCGUUCAGCGGCUGCUAGAGAAGGGAGCUAAUGUCAAUGCUAAGGGUGGAAAAUAUGGCAAUGCUCUCUACGCUGCUGCUGAAGGGGGACAUAUUCACAUCGUUCAGACACUACUCGAGAAGGGAGCCAAUGUCAAUGCCCAAGAUAAAAUAAAUGGCAGUGCUCUCCAGGCUGCUGCUUAUGAAGGACAUCUUGAGAUUGUUGAGAGGCUACUGGAGAAGGGAGCCGAUGUCAGUGCGAAAGGUGGAAGAUAUGGCAAUGCUCUCCAGGCUGCUGCUUAUAGAGGACACCUUGAGAUUAUUGAGCGAUUACUCGAGAAGGGAGCUGAUGUCAAUGCCGAAGGUGGAGAAUAUGGCAAUGCUCUCCAGGCUGCUGCUUAUGGAGGACAUCUUGAGAUAUUUCAGAGACUACUCGAGAAGGAAGCAGAUGCCAAUGCCGAAGGUGGAUUCUAUGGCACUGCCAUCCAGGCUGCUGCUAAUGGAGGACAUCUCGAGAUAUUUGAGAGACUACUCGAGAAGGGAGCAGAUGCCAAUGCCAAGGGUGGAAGAUAUGGCAAUGCUCUCCAGGCUGCUGCUUAUGGAGGAUAUCUUGAGAUUGUUGAUCGACUACUCGAGAAGGGAGCCGAUGUCAAUGCCAAAGGUGGAGAAUAUGGCAAUGCUCUCCAGGCUGCUGCUUAUGGAGGACACCUUGAGAUUGUUGAUCGACUACUCGAGAAGAGAGCUGAUGUCAAUGCCAAGGGUGCAAGAUAUGGCAAUGCUCUCUUUGCUGCUACUUGUGGAAGACAUCUUGAUAUUGUUAAGCGACUACGCGAGAGGAAGCCCAAUUUCAAUCCUCAACGUGAAGAAUUUGGCAAUUCUCGGUAA